UAAAAAAUGAGUCUGUUCGACGUAAUGCGAGGGCUUUACAAGGCAGUGAUCAAAGAGGAAUGGAAGAGUGUGCAAGAAGAAUUAAAAGAGGAAAUGAAGAUCGUAUUUCCAAUGACCACGAGCAGAGACACGGCGUUGCAUCUGGCGGUGUACAGCGGAGAAGAGCAGCCGUUGAAGAGUUUACUGGCGGCGAUUACCACAGUGCGCGAUGAUUUCUGGAGGAACAGUGCCGGAAACACGCCGUUGCAUGAAGCUGCCACAAUUGGGAAUUUGGCGGCCGUGAAGCUUCUAGUUGAUUACAAUAAAGACGAUCUGUUAACAGCGAAUAUUUAUGGGGAAACUCCUCUGUUUAGAGCGGCUCGAUGUGGGCAUCUUGACAUUGUUGAGUUCAUCUUGGAGGACUGUGAUGAUUACCUGUCUCGAUCCCCUAGGAAUUGGACUACAAGAAACAAUAAACCCAUUAUUCAUGCAGUGAUUCAGAGCCAGAAAUUUGAUGUUGUGUUGAAACUGGCUGAGUUCGACGAGUCGCUGUUGGAAAUGAAGGAUUCAGAAGGCAAAACGGCUCUUCAAAUCUUGGCUAACAUGCCCCUCGCUUUCCAUAGCGGAUCCUCCCUCACCUUCUUUGAAUCAUUUAUCUAUACUCUGCUUCCUAACGAGGACAUUUACAAUUACAAGCCCUCAAAUUCUGAGUCUUCCAAAAACCAUGCGAGUUGCUGCUUAAAAAACAAGAAGAAUGGUGAUUUAGAAGCCGGAACCAACUCUAAUCGUCCACCCAAUUUUUGGAUAUAUUUUGUAGGAUGUUUGACAGGGCUGUUUUGGAGAUUCAUUUUUCUGGGAUGGCCACAAUGGAAAGAGAUGUAUAAGAAAAAGCGACACCACAAAUUAGGCGUAACCAUCACCAAAAAGCUUGCUCAAAUCGAUAAUUCAUGGCGUAAAACCAAAGUGACACCGGACACCACCGAAAUCGACUCCACCGGAAUCUCUCUCUCCGACGAAAACGAAAAACUGGAUAUCUUAGAAAUCCAAUCUAAACCCGUUAACAACCAAGGAGAAAUCCCAGACUUCGAAUACAAUGAUCACCAUGAAACCCCUCUCCUUCUCGCUGCCGCCAAUGGAAUUAUCGAGAUCGUCGACGAGAUCUUCCAAGCGAAUCCUCAGGCCGUCGAUUACCUAACGGUACACGACAGAAACAUCCUUCACGUAGCUAUUGCACAUCGCCGGAAAAAUAUCUUCGAUUGGAUUUUGAAACGAAGAUUAAUAAUGACGAGGCUUGUCAAUAGAAUUGACGACAUGGGAUUCACCGCACUGCACCAUGUGGGUAUCACGAAAUUCUACAGCGGUGGGACUCAUGGCCCUGCUCUGCAACUUCAAGAAGAGCUAAAAUGGUAUGAACGCAAAGUACAUGGGGAGCUUCCGCUUCCUGUACAUAGAAAAAAAUAGAAAAAAGUGGGAAUAAAUUCCAUUUUUCACUCUCACCC
This is a messenger RNA of Cucurbita pepo subsp. pepo (vegetable marrow), 1478 nucleotides long. RefSeq lists its product as uncharacterized. The record is from RefSeq and is a predicted model, not a curated record. Gene Ontology annotation, cellular component: membrane. Gene Ontology annotation, molecular function: protein binding. Lineage: Eukaryota; Viridiplantae; Streptophyta; Magnoliopsida; Cucurbitales; Cucurbitaceae.